AGGACCAGUUCAAGUGCAUUACUACAUUGUGUACUGUACACCGCCGGACCCUGUCUCUGACCUCCAGCCAUGCUGACCAGGAACAUUCUCAUCCUCUGCUCAUUGGCGCUGGUACUGGUUAAAGCCGACCUUGAAGCAGCUGAAGGAGGGUCCCAAGCCAUGUUUGCUACAGAUCCGGAUUCAACCUCAGAUGAAGCUCCAACUGAAAGCAUGAACCUGCUCUCACCCGACCUGCCCAAUGAUGAGUUUGUGUAUUACAACGGAGCAACCGCAGAUGCAAGCAGCAGCAGUGCUGAGGCAGGACAAAGUGCACUUCAAGUAAAUGAUGUGCCCAAAACCGAUGCUGCUAAAUCCAGCAUGGAAGAGCCUGAUGAAGAUGAAGCUCCAGACUCAGAGGAGGCGGCGGCUGUGAAACCCACCCCGGUCCCGGUCCAGCGUGCAAACAAAUCCCACAAUGCAUCAGCACGCAAGCGGAGCAAGCCCAUCUCUGCCUCAAAAAAGAGAUCAAGAAACCUCCGUCCAUGAGACGUGAACUGUGGAGAGAGAAACAGGGCAAAGGAGUAAUAGAAGAAGAAGAAAAAAUGAUAUAGAUGCUGUUUUCAGUGAACUUUUUUGUUUUUGUUUGUUUUGAGAAUCUUGAACUAGAUUUUAUCCUCUGUGAUGUACUGAUCAGUUUGUGUGUUUAACGGUUUGUUUGUGUUGGUGUGAAUGAUUAUGACCUCUGUUAAAGGUCUGUUAAUGUGAGCUACACGAUGUGCUUGCCAAAUAUUCUUCCAAACUUUAGCCAGAGGCAAUGCUGACGUGGACACUUUAUAGGGUUGAUUUUUUUUUUAGAUCAGACUAGAAAUUAAACUUAUUGUUAUAAGAUGAGAUGAAAAUUUAUAGACUGGUCGUUUUUUCCUAAUUACAGAAUAAAUUUGAAUCUAUAAUUCUCAGACUUGAUGACAAACUGGUGCUGGCAACCUGAUGACGUGCUCAGAUGUGCCAUGAGUUUAGCGACUAGCAGACACAAAAGCCUUUGCUCUCCUCACAAUGUCAGUGUUUGAAUCUAAAGUGUUUC
Messenger RNA from Carassius carassius (crucian carp), 1060 nucleotides. RefSeq lists its product as uncharacterized. The transcript has 10 exons. Bases 70 to 525 code for a protein of 151 amino acids. Lineage: Eukaryota; Metazoa; Chordata; Actinopteri; Cypriniformes; Cyprinidae. The record is from RefSeq and is a predicted model, not a curated record.